UCAGAAAAAGGUGAAAUAGGGGAUACGACAACAACACAAAAAGGCGAAGGAACGAAAGCGAUAGAGAAGAAAAAUGUUUAUGUCCUUCCACAAGAAUACCGUCUUCCAAAAACUCUUGUGCCUUCGUCAUAUGAGCUCGUUCUCACAGUAUAUUUGCCGUUCUACGUGGAUAUUCCGAAAAGGAAAAAUCUGACAAUUGAUGCAGAAGUGACAAUCAAUAUGACCGUACGCAAACCAACCAAUACCAUAGUCCUCAACCAAGCAGGAAUUUCCAUAAUAAAAGAAAAAUGCAGUGCAACUUCAAAUGGCAAAGCUGUCGAUAUACAAGAGGUUGAUUUUGAUCACACUCACGGAAAGGUUAGCUUUCAUCUGCGAGAUAGUCUACCGAUGGGACGGGAAGUCAUGUUAAAGAUCCCGUACUCUGCGCCAAUAAACAAAGGAACCAAUGGACUUUACCAAAAUCUCUACCAGGACCGCAACAAAAAAACAAAGAUAGCAGCUGUAACACAAAUGGAGCCGACAAGUGCUCGAAAGAUGGUUCCUUGUUUUGAUGAGCCAGAGUAUAAGGCAAUUUGGAAAGUAAAGAUAAUACAUCCUAAAGGGACCACAGCGAUCUCAAAUGCGAGGAAAUUAGAUGUAAAAAGUAAACAAGGCGGAAAAUGGACAAUAUCUACGUUUGAGCCGACUCCUAUUAUGUCGUCGUAUCUUCUCGCUCUUUUAGUGUCUGAAUUUACAUAUAACGAGAUGCAAACAAACAGAGGAGUAAAAUUCCGUUUGUGGUCAGCUCCUGGUAGAGAAUCGCGAAGAGAGUACGGACUCAAAGUAGCUACUACUGUCAUGGAGUUCUUAGAAAAGUACUUUGGAGUGAAUGAUGUCAUGUCAAAGCAAGAUCUAGUCGCAUUAGAAAACUUUGACGCAGGCGCAAUGGAAAAUUGGGGAUUGAUUACUUUCAGAAAAUCCCACUUGCUAGAACCAUGGCAAAGGUCCCAUCAGGAUUUACCGCCAGAAUACAAUGUAUCGCAACGGGACUUCAAAAUAAUGCUGAAUCGAAGGCGAAGAAAAAUCGAGACUACUGUCGCACAUGAACUUGCACAUCAGGUUUUGCGAACUUCUACUUAA
Molecule: messenger RNA, 1119 nt
Organism: Cylicocyclus nassatus
Lineage: Eukaryota; Metazoa; Nematoda; Chromadorea; Rhabditida; Strongylidae
Source: the annotation of a GenBank genome assembly